AUGUGGUACUGCAUUCACUUCUGGAUGGUUGUGCUGCUUGCUACUGACUUACUUCUUGCCUGGAAUCCCAUUUGUUUGGGGUUGGUAGAAGGUGUUAUUGGGAAGAUUCAACUUCAUUCAGAUCUCCCGUGGUGGCUUAUUCUAAUUCGGCAGAAGGCGGUGGUGGGCAGACUUCCAGGGGACCAUGAGGUCUGUAAAGUUACCAAGAUUGCGGUGCUGUCGCUUUCUGAAAUGGAGCCUCAGGAGCUUGAGCUGGAGCUCUGUAAGAAGCAUCACUUUGGAAUUAACAAACCAGAGAAGAUCGUACCAUCUCCUGAUGACUCAAAGUUUCUGCUGAAGACCUUUACGCAUAUUAAGUCCAAUGUGUCUGCGCCUAAUAAAAAGAAAGUUAAGGAAAGUAAAGAAAAGGAGAAGUUGGAAAGGAGAUUGCUUGAGGAGCUGCUGAAGAUGUUCAUGGACUCGGAAUCCUUUUACUACAGCUUGACCUAUGACCUGACCAAUUCAGUGCAGAGACAGAGCGCCGUGGAGAAGGACGGCCGUCCCCUCUGGCAGAAGGUACUGAUGUCGCUCAGAGCAGGAUCCCGGCCGUACAGUGUGUGGGCCAGUCUGGCCUUCGUUAUCAUUAACUUGGUAGACCAGGCAGGAAGAGAGAAGAUUAUCGGAGAUGCUUACCUGAAGCAGGUGUUGCUCUUUAACAACUCGCACCUCACUUACGUGUCGUUUGACUUCCACGAGCACUGUUCCUAUCCUCCUUUUCGAGAGAAUGUUGGUCUUCCCCGGGCAGGUAGCCUUGAACAGGGAGAGGGUGUCGAUGGCCGGGUGGAGGAGAGUAAAAUGCUCUCUGACUUCGAGAGCGUCUUUGAGGGCCUGAAAAAACUCGGCGUGAUGCCCCCAGAGCAGCCACUGCCAGUGAAGUGCAAUCGAAUUUACCAGAUCAUGUGGGCCAACAACGGUGACUCCAUUAGCAGACAGUACGCUGGGACAGCCGCCCUCAAGGGUGAUUUUACAAGGACGGGAGAAAGGAAGCUAGCAGGUGUGAUGAAAGAUGGAGUAAACUCGGCAAAUAGAUACUACCUGAACCGAUUUAAGGAUGCGUAUAGGCAAGCCGUCAUAGAUCUGAUGCAAGGCAUUCCUGUCACAGAAGACCUUUACUCCAUAUUUACCAAGGAGAAGGAGCAUGAAGCUUUGCAUAAGGAAAAUCAGAGAAGCCACCAGGAGCUAAUCAGCCAGCUUCUACAGAGUUACAUGAAGUUACUGCUGCCUGAUGACGAGAAGUUCCAUGGGGGCUGGGCCCUCAUUGACUGUGAUCCCAGUGUGCAGGAUGCGUAUGGUGGGCCGCGCAUGCGCAUUGGCCGCCGGCCGUGGCCGGAAGUGGGCGGCCGGAAGCCAGCCGUGUCCCCUGGGCGUGACUUGGCGCUGCCGCGUCGCAUCGCAGUUGCUGCAUUCACUGCAUUAGCUGCAGGCGUGAGGCAGGGUGCGGGCGGCUUCCUGACUGAGCUUCGACGCAUCGACGGACGGACCUACGGACAGCCUGACAAGAUGCCACGCUCCCACAGGCCUCCGCCUGCGGCUCCGCGCCCCGCCGAGCCCAAGUCUGACGGCGUGCUGGCGAUGACUUUCAAGAUAUUCCUCCUUUUUGCGGGACUUAUGGUCAAAGUUCCUGUGGGGCUAUAUUUUUCCUGUAAAUUACUCCUUUUCCAAAGUCUCAUGUUAAUGUCCCCUGAAGAGAGCGCCUUUUACGCGACCAUCGUCGCAGUGGUGGGGCUUCAUGUGGUGCUGGCCAUCUUCGUCUUCAUAGUGUGGAAGGAAGGCUUGCCCCAGUGGCGGGAAAACAAAAACCAGUAG
This is a messenger RNA of Orycteropus afer afer, 1845 nucleotides long. The record is from RefSeq and is a predicted model, not a curated record. NCBI's taxonomy places the organism in Eukaryota, Metazoa, Chordata, Mammalia, Tubulidentata, Orycteropodidae.